CCCCUUUAACUGAGUUUUGUCCAGACCGGGCAGUAUGAUUGGUUGACAAUUUCUAACUACUGCAAGGGAUAUAUGUAUAUAUACACACACACAGACAUGGAGGGAAGUAAAUAAACAUUGAAUGAAGAUUAGUAGUACACUAGAAUUAAAUGGUGUGUAUGGCUAGUGGUCUGGAGAAGUGUAAUUUCUUUUUUCUCUAUGGCAGUUAAUACGACUGUAACACUUCAAGACUUUGGUGGAUAUUAUGACUUCAUUUCUUCUUUUUGAUUAUUUCAUACUUUUAUUGUGUCUUUGAUGCCUAUUCAGCAGACUUUGGACAAAUUUAUUAAUUCCGAAGUUCAUUAUGAUCACCACGGAUUUAUAUAAAUGGAUAAUCGGCUUAAUACUGAUUUGUGUACUGAGUAAGGGCAGUGGAAGACACUCUGUUCUGCUUGAUCCGUCUGGAAAAGAAUCGUCUAGUCAAGGUGUGUAUGAUUAUGAAAUUGUAAUACCUGAAGUUUACACAUCCGAUGGAACCAAAAUAACUGACAGCAUCUAUCAUAAAAGGCAUAAAAGAAGUAUAACACAACAUCAUUUACUAAAAAUAGACAUUAGCAGUCUCUCCGAACAAUUUCAGUUAGAAUUGUGGGAAAAUAAAGAACUGUUAGCUCCGGGAUUUAAAGUUUAUCAUCGGAAAGACAAGAAAGGUAACUCCUCCGAUGAAGCGGUUUCAUCAGAUGAGAUUGAGAAAGAAGCAGCAUGUUUGUAUACGGGUAGAGCUACGUCACAUCAAAAUAAUACGGUGGCUUUAUCCGUCUGUGAUGGAAUUAAAGGAGUUAUACGAACAGCAGAAGAAGAUUAUAUAAUAGAACCAGUAGAACACCAUAUUAUAAUGGGUUUUAAUAUGGACAAUAAACUGGGCAAACCACAUCGUCUCUAUAAAAGAUCAACAUUACAACCUCAUCAGUCCAGAUUUGAAGGAACCAAACACAGAUAUUCUGAUUUAGGAGAAAAUCCAUACACAGAUCCAGUUCACAGAGAAAAACGAUCUUCAUUUAAAUGGAUUCAAAAAGAGAAUAAAGAACCAAAAACUGUGGAAACUCUGGUUGUUGUGGAUAAGACCAUGUUCCAUCGUCACGGUGAUUCUAAUAUAACCACAUACACACUCACAUUAUUUAAUAUGGUGUCUAAAUUAUUUCAAGAUAGUAGUCUUGGUAACAGUAUAAAUAUAGUGCUUGUUGGACUUAUUCUAUUAGAGGGUGAUGAGCCGGGUCUGACCAUUUCUAAUCAUGCUGAUAAAACAUUGAAUAGUUUUUGUUCAUGGCAGUCGGUGUUAAUUGGAGCUAAUGGAAGACAACAUGAUCAUGCUAUAUUACUCACUGGUCUUGAUCUGUGUUCUUAUAAAAAUGCACCCUGUGAUACUUUAGGUUUUGCACCAAUUGAAGGAAUGUGUAAUCGAAUAAGAAGUUGUACAAUAAAUGAAGACACAGGUUUAGCUACGGCCCUAACAAUAGCACAUGAAAUGGGUCACAAUAUUGGUAUGUUCCAUGAUGGUGAGAGUAAUUAUUGCCAGCAAUCGGCAGGAUCUAUUAUGUCACCAACGUUGAUGGGUAAAGAUGGUAAAUUUAGUUGGUCAGUUUGCAGUAAAGCUUAUUUAAUGAGAUUUUUGAAUACACCACAAGCUGAUUGUUUACAAGAUAAACCAAAACAUGUGGCCGAGUUAAAAUUUCCUGAUAAGUUACCUGGUGAAUUAUAUAAUGCUGAUACACAGUGUAAAUGGCAGUUUGGUAACAGAGCACGCUUGUGUACUUAUGAUUUUGGGAAGGAUAUUUGUAAAGCAUUAUGGUGUUUUCGAGGUAAUAAAAGAUGUGAAACUAAGUUUUUACCAGCAGCAGAAGGAACAUCAUGCGGUUCGGGUAUGUGGUGUCGUGAAGGCAGUUGUGUUAAAUAUGGUAAAGAAGGACCAAUAGCUGUUAAUGGAGGUUGGUCAGAAUGGACAAACUGGACAGCGUGUACAAGACCAUGUGAUCAGGGUGUCAUGACCAGAGAUAGAGAGUGUAAUAAUCCACUACCUCAGUAUGGUGGUAAAACAUGUCCUGAUAAAGGUAAAGAAGUUCAACUCUGUAAUACACAGAAAUGUAGUAAAAAGGAAGAUUUCCAUGCUAAACAGUGUUCGUUGUAUAAUAAGAAACCGUUCCGUGGAUGGCAGUUACGGUGGAAACCACACAAGAAAGUUUUAAACAAUGGUGAUCCAUGUAAACUGUUUUGUAUGGCUGAAACAUUUAAUUACGUUUUUACGAUAAAACAUCCGGCUGUUGAUGGAACACCAUGUGGUGAAAAAGAUAAUAAAAUUUGUAUCAGUGGUGCUUGUAAGAUGGUAGGUUGUGAUAAUGAAAUUGGUUCAACAGCUGAGAAGGAUAGAUGUGGUGUAUGUAAGGGAAAUAAUUCAACAUGUAAAUUAGUCUCCGGCCAAUAUACUCAACAACCAACUUUAAAUACUUAUUUCCCAAUUGUUGUCCUACCAAAAGGUGCACGUCAUAUACUCAUCAACGAAAAUAAAAUAUCAUCAAACUAUCUGUCCAUUAGAAAUAUAUAUGGUAGAUAUUAUUUAAACGGUGAUCGUAGAGUAGCAUGGCCGGGAAGAUAUAAGUUAGGGGGAGCAUUGUUUGAAUAUGACCGACCAUAUAAUGAUCCUGAAACUCUGGUAUCAGAAGGACCAUUAGAAGAAGAUUUGAUAGUAGAGAUGUUAGUACAGGAUCACAAUCCAGGUGUUAGUUAUCAGUAUACAAUACCACAACGUGAUAUGAGAUUAAAACAGACAAUACCUACAGCUACAUAUAAAUGGAGUGUAUCCUCUACACCUUGUAGUGAACCUUGUGCUGGAGGAAAGAAGACAGUAAGUGUUGUUUGUCAUCGUGACUCACAACAGGAAGUUGACGCAUCUUUCUGUAAAAAUGAAAAGAAACCAGAUGUUGGAGUCCAGCGUUGUAAUACAACUCCGUGUCCUCCCAGGUGGUUACCAGGAGAAUGGCAGUCUUGCACCAAAUCUUGUGGUGGUGGAAAACAGUUACGCAAAAUAACCUGCAAACAAAAAAUUACCUCAAAUAAAGAUAGAAAAUUAAGAAAGAAAUACUGUAAACAUUUACCAAAACCAGCCAAGAGAAGAAUCUGUGGUACACAGCGAUGUCCAUCUGUAUGGCAUGUUGGCAAAUGGUCAAAGUGCUCUGUGAAUUGUGGGACAGGAAGACAAGAAAGAAAGGUUUUAUGUCGAAACAAAGAACUUAGAGGAUUCCGAAUAUUACCAGAUGCCAUGUGUAAAACUAACGACAAACCUCCCAAAACACGACAUUGUAAAAAACGUCAUUGUGUUAGACGAUUUGAAUGGAUUAUUUCUCCUUGGGGACCAUGCUCCAAAACUUGUGGCCAGGGUCAUAGGUCACGCUUUCUCAAGUGUAAUGCAAUCAACAUUCAUGGAAAACGUAAAUCAGUGCGUGAACGCAACUGCCGUCACAAACCUAAACCAAAUGUCCGGAUGGAAGAAGCCUGUUGGCUAGUUUCCUGUCCGCAAGCUUUAUUGGCAUGGCAACGACAUACAUGGCAUGUUUCCGAUUGGACACAGUGUUCAGCCAGCUGUGGCCAUGGAUUUCAGAGACGUAAUGUAAAGUGUGUUGAUAAGACAGCUCAUUCCAGAUCUAAUCAAUGUUUAUCUCAUCUAAAACCAACUACCUCAAAACCAUGUGACAGUGGAACAUGUCCUUCACAAGAUGAACCUGUUUGUGAAGAUAAAGAGGUAUGGUGUCCUUUAGUACGCCAUCAUAGAGCUUGUGGUCAACAGUAUUACAGAAACAGAUGUUGUAAAACUUGUGAAAGGAGCUGAUCAUCUUUUAACAUAAUUUCUUCAAUUAAUGAGAGAGAAAACCUUUCAAAGUCAUAUAUAUAAAGAUCUCGUCGUGUUUGGUUGUGAUGUCGUAUUUAUUUGUCAAAAAACAAGUCAUGCAUUUAGUUCUACUUACUUAUAGGUCUCAUAGAUAAUAUUAUUUUUUUUAUUUUUAUUGAAAUAUGAAAUUAUUUGUACCUCAAGCGUCUUUUAGAAUGUUCAACAAAAUGGAUGUGCAUUAUGAUAAAGUGCACAAUGUAGUCAGGAAUUUGCUGAAGGGAGAUUGCUUGUUCUGAAUAACAGUGCACUGAAAGUGUGAGUUUUGCUAUGCUCCCUCCCUACUAGUUUGCUAUGCUAUUCUCCCUCGCCAGUAGGAAUCAGGGUCAGGGAGGGUGUUGAAGGUGGUGUGGUGCUUUGGCCCCCCCCCUCCGUUUUGUCUUGCUACGUUAGAAGCCCCCCCCCCCCCCAUAUGAAUUUUGUUCCAAUAGGCCUGUCCCACCGAGAUUGCUAUGCUAUCCCUGAGUUUACUCUGCUUCCCUUAGAUAUUUUUAUCUAUAAUUUCAAUACAGUGGAUAUAAAAAAUUUAAUGGAGUGGUAAACAUACCUUGACAAUGUUUUAAGAUUUAGGCUCUUUUUAGAGCAAUAUUACAAGGUAAUUGGUUUGGGCUGUCACAAAAAAAUGUGGGAAUGCAUUGAGUGCAAUUUGGUGGAAGAGAGCUGGAGAGGCUUGGCCAUAUUUUACUUAGAUUUAAAGAGGAGUCUAGGGCUAUAUCACUGCUUGUACCUAGUAGGGUUAAGGUCGUAGGAAUAAAAGGAAACACAAAAUACAUAACCAUUAUAAUUAAAUGUUCUUCAGAUUUUAUUAUUACUGACUAUAUAACCUGUUUUUUUCUACACGUUUUUUUUUUACGUAAUGUCAUGAAAAUAUUUGCAAUUUGUUGUAGUAGGAAUAAAUUAGAACGUCUCAUUUUGACUAAUAGUCUAUAAAGUCCAGCAGCAAUUUACCCUUAACGCCCCUAAAUCUGUAGAUAGCCCUGCACUAGCUGUUAGACCUAAAAUAGUUAAACAUACAUUAUGCAAGAGCUAAAUCUGCCUAUUGCAGGUCUUUCUUUAGGCCUGAAAUGUUAUCUAAAUUAUUAAUUAGACAUUAAUUAACUUAUCCAGACCAUAAUCAAAUCUCGAUGACAUCGCUAGCCUGCAAUAUUUAUUAGAUUAUGAUCCCAUUUGCUGCUCAACUUUCAUUCAUGAUUUAAUCAUGAAAUGGAUAAUCGACACUAUGUUUUUUAUCCUACCAACUUUAGUAAUGAUGAACAAGACUAGGCCAAAAUUUCAAUCUCUUAAUUCUCGAUUCAUAGUGAAUCAAUUUGACUGAAAUUUUCAGCAAAUUGCCUUUACAUUAUCUUGUUUUUAACUAUUAUAGUGAGAACUGCCAGCUCUUUAUCUAAUCUCCCAUAAUGUAUCUUUAUGUAAUGUGUACUAAAGUCGCUUCUGGGCCCCUGAAACUUCAGCGUCAUUAGUUUUAUAGUAGAUCCACCACUUGCUAAUGCCUGUAUAUAGUAUAUAUAUCAUCAGAAUAUUUAAAAGGUUGAAAUCCACGAAAUAUAUUAUUCUUUAAGUGUACAUUAUUUGUCGUUGGUUCAUCUUUGGUUCAAAUAAUAUGAAAUAUAUCUAAUCAUUUUUUCCGGUUUUUUUUGUAAAUAUUUUUGAAGUUUAAUCUUGUAUGUUUUUAUAAUAUUUCUAUGUAAUCUCUAAGUGUGAAUUUGUUAUAUUAUUGUAAUAUUAUGCUAUGAUGUGGAAUAUUUUGUUUGUAGGUAUCUACCUUAUAUAUUGUUGUCUUAUCAAAGUUUUUAUAAACAUUGAAAAUAUCUGUGCAAUGUUUUUUAGGCCAGACCUAUUUAUUUUUUAAUUCUUCAAGCUCUUUUUCAUAAAUAUAAGGCUGCUAUUACAUAGGAGUAUGUGGUAUUCAAAAAGCCUUUAAAUUCUUUUAAGAUAUUUUCUAAUUUCAUUAUUUUUGUUAAUAUAUUAAAGAGAUAGUAAGAAUUUUUUUAAAUGGGUGUUAUGAGAAUACCUUCUGUCCCUGUAACAAUAUAUUUUACAUUUUUAUGACACCGAGAUAGAACAGUGAUUGUUUUAUGAAAGGAAUACAUAAACUAUGCCUAGAUAUAACCAGGCCUACGCAUAUACUUGGUCUAUACAUAUACAAGGGCUACGCUAGGCCUAUCUAUAUAUAUAACCAGGCCUACACAUAUAAUAGGCCUAUAUAUAAUCAGGCGUAUACAAAUAGGCCUAUACAUUUACGAGGCCUAUAUAAAUAUAUAUAAACCAGACCUAUGCAUAUACUAGGCCUAUAUAUAUAAACCAGGCCUACACAUAUUCUAGGCCUAUAUAUAUAUAUAUAAAAACCAGGCCUACGCAUAUACUAGGCCUAUAUAUAUAUAACCAGACCUAUUCAUAUACUAGGUGUAUACCUAUUACCAGGCCUAUGGAUACACUAGGCGAAUGCAUAUACUAGGCAUAUAAUAUAUACCAGGCCACUGCAUAUACCAGGCCUAUACAUGAAACCUACUUUCUUAAAGUAGUCAUUGUCUUUCUGUAAUCAAAAUUGUCCAUGUGCAUAUAUAUAUUAUAUAUAAUUGAUGCGUGAAAGACCAGGGCCCUGUUUCUCGAAAUCUUAACUACAGAUAAAAUCUAAAUUUUAGUAGAUAUUUCAAUUUUGAUUGGCUAAGCACUAAAAUCAAUCUAAUAUUAUCCAAUCAAAUUACUAAAAUUUGGAUUUUAUCUUAGUUAAAAUUUCAUGAAACAAGCCCCAGGGUGCUGCCUAUUACUUCGUGUUUUCUCAAUUAUUUUUGUGAAACUUAUUUUUAUUUUGUUAAUGUUAGUGCUAUAAUCUACUAUUCACAGUGCUAGUUGUAAAAAUAAAUAUUCUAUUGUUGAAUUUUAAAUGAUCAUGAUAAAUGAACAGUAUGUAGAAUAAUUGUACAAAUUCAUUUCUUUACAUUGAAAAGUCUUCAUGUGAAUUCCCCAGUUAAAAUACAUAUUGACAUUCGACUGAGAAAUUUGGUCAAAAUGUUAUUGAAAUUUCACAGUGAUUUCAGUAAAAUUUUGCAAAUUUCUCUUUUGGAUAUUGAGAUUUCAUUGAGAUUUUACUGACAUUUCAAUAAAAUGUUGACAAAAUUUCUCGAAGUGAUUUCUCAGAAAUUUCUCGAAGUGAUUUCACAGAAAUUUCUUGAAGUGAUUUCACAGAAAUUUCUUGAAGUGAUUUCACAGAAAUUUUAAUAACAUUUUCACUGGGGAGUUACCUAUAGCUAAUAAUGUAUAAAUCAAAAUGGAUUGAAACAAACCUGGAGAUAUUUCAAUUCUAGAAUUAUAUUUUUGGUAUUUUUUGUUGUACAAUACAAUUUAAAUUGUCAUUUGUAAAAAAUAUUUUGAUAAAAUGUUUCAAUAAAAUGUAUAAGUCGAG
Molecule: messenger RNA, 7316 nt
Organism: Patella vulgata (common limpet)
Lineage: Eukaryota; Metazoa; Mollusca; Gastropoda; Patellidae
Product: A disintegrin and metalloproteinase with thrombospondin motifs 16
Exons: 24
Coding region: 344-3856 (1170 amino acids)
Biological process (GO): proteolysis; extracellular matrix organization
Cellular component (GO): extracellular matrix
Molecular function (GO): metalloendopeptidase activity
Source: RefSeq, a predicted model, not a curated record